AUGCCGAACUCCGAAUCUCGGACAGACACUCAGUUCGCAACAACCGCCUCGGGCGACGAUGGUCUUUAUCAUAACCACAGCUUCUCUGACAACGAAGGCUCCGCUGUCGAGGGUAAAUCUUCUCACGACGAUGAAAUGUAUAGCGAGGUGUCCACUGACAGUGAAGAGUCAUCUUCAAUGACUAUCACCGUCAAUGGAUUCCGCUGGUGUCACUGCCAGAUUGCUGGCUAUGAUGUAGAUCAUUUAGCACUCCAGCAGACCGAAACCUCCUUGCACUCAGCACAUGCUGCCGCUCUGUCCUAUGCCAUUGGUGACUUCGGUAGGACUCUCCAUGUGCUCGGCCACGUCCACCACGAUGCUCCUCGGCCGUUCAGGCUGACAUUCGGAGCGGAAUGGGACAUUGAGGACACGAAGGCGGCACUAGUCCAUCUGACCAAUGUUAAUGGUGGCAUAUGGCUCGACCAGCUGUCCAUCACUCAGGAGCCAGCAGAAAUCGCUCUCUUCUUACCACGACUACCACAGAUCUACAGUAUCCUAGAGGUUGUGGUAUUACUGCCCAAUGCUCCCUGUUCCUGUUUGCAGUCGGCAGUGGACAGCUAUCUCAACGGGAGCGACGAUUUUAGGGAUGGUGACGGCAAUUUCCACACGGUCCGUGUCAUGGAUAGUUGCUACAACGCACUUCCGAUUUCGUCCUACCAUUCACGCUUCUGGACAAUGGUCGAGUUCAAAUAUGCCAGAUCGAUCAGAGCCUACUUUGUGAGCGUUGCUGGACCAUGUGGAGCUAAGACGUCCAGGUACAUCCAACACAAGUUGUGCGAAAUCCGAAGUUUAGGUGACGAACACGAAUUGGUCGACAUCUCCGAUGAGAAAUGGCUUGAAUGGCAUCUUGAUUCUUCACUCGCGUCCUUUGAAGGGGGUGUUGCGAUGUGCAUUGGAUCUGGGUCAAUAGCUCUUCUGCGAACAGCACAGUUCUUCCUUGGGACGCCGUUGCAUCGCAAAUACAGACUAAAAGUUCUGGGGCCACCUUUGUACAGCACAAACCAUCGUGCAACAGUGGUGUCAGACAUGGUCAGCGUUGUGUUUGCCUCAGAUCGCCGCUACAAGCCCCCUGCUGACUCCUCCCAUCUCAACCUCUCGGCGCUGCUAGAGGAUGGCCUGCGCCAGAGAGAGCGGAAUUACUGUCUUCAGUAUUUGACGACUAUUCCACAGGGACUGUUGGUGCCCGUCAACGAGAUGAACACGCGAAAUACAACACUGUGCCGGCCGACAAUGUACAUCAACAUCGUCAAGGUCUCGACUGCAAUUGAUUUAUACGGUACGCUACUUGCAAACCAACCAUUGCAAGCAGGUGGCUACAUUCUUAUGAAGUCACGGCGCGCCGACCACGGCCUCAACACGCGUAUGCACAAUAUAGCCCCAUUUCAUCGAUUUUUGGCGGAACGCAGCAUUUUCGGCGUUGUCGAAGCUUUCGCGACUAUGCAGGCGAGACAUUCUUAUCUUGAUCUCUUUAGUUUGAGGGCGAAGUACAAGAAUCGGCCCCUGGGUCUCCUUGAUGACUGGGCACGAAAAGUUGCACGUGGCGAUCUGGAAGACCCUGCUGGCAAGUGGCCAACCCUUGACCACCAGCGGGCCGUUUUCGUGGAAGUAUGCAGAUACUUCUAUAUGAAGAAUGAGCACACGCCUUAUGCCUCCACGGAGGGCUUCAGCAGCAUCGAUGUCCAUGAGGUAUGCUUCGAUAUUACGUGCGACGCUUUGGGCAUAGACCGAGAUGUUGCUCACAAGUAUGAAUUUGGCCUCGUCGUUCACUCUGGUCCGGCUGUCGUUCUGGGAUUCUUCAACGCGGAGGCGUGCGCGGCUCUGUGUGAUGCCGAUGAAACUAUGUCUGGGGCUGUCGAGGGACCGCGAAGCUCACAUAGCCGGCUCCGUAACAGAGACCAUAUGACAGUUUCUGUACUCGACCACGCCUCCGAGCACGGAAACAUAACUUACGAGACCCAGCAGCUAGGCAACGUAGCCUUGGAGACUGGCCGCGAGGUCCCAGCGUAUGGGGUCAUUGGUGUGUGGGCUAUGGGCUUGAUCGAUGAUCCUGCAAUCGGCGCCGACCUCACUGAUAUUAUCGCAGAGUGUGAUGCUGUGCUGGUUUGA
Messenger RNA from Cyphellophora attinorum, 2145 nucleotides. RefSeq lists its product as uncharacterized. Bases 1 to 2145 code for a protein of 714 amino acids. The record is from RefSeq and is a predicted model, not a curated record. NCBI's taxonomy places the organism in Eukaryota, Fungi, Ascomycota, Eurotiomycetes, Chaetothyriales, Cyphellophoraceae. The transcript has a single exon.